AUGAACCAGACAAAGCAACCAACACAGGGUAGCAAUACUACACAGAAUGAACCCAGGCAAAAAUACGGAAAGCAAAAAACAAAUAAAGGCAAAAGUCUUGAUAGUAUGUCCAAGAUUAAAAAGCGCAUUAGAGAUGUCUCUCGCACAUUGAAAAAAGGUGCUCGCACAGCUAAAAUUAGAGUCGAAUCUGAGAGACGCAUUAGAGCUUUGGAAUACGAAUUAGGCGAGAAGACGAUUGAUGCACAAGAACAAAAGAACGCAACUGCUUAUCACCAAGUUAAGCAUAUCGAGCGAAAAAAGGCAGAACGUAAAUUGGCUCAAGCAACCUCUGCCCUGGAAGCAGCAUCAGAGGAGGACAAGGAAGAGGCAGAGAAGCUUGUAGAGGAGCGUAAAAUUGACUUGUUGUAUACAAAGCAUUUCCCCAAGAGUUUACCUUAUGUAUCUAUUAUCAGCAAAAGUGACGAAAAAAAGCAAAACACAACACGGGAAGAAGUACGAGAGAAGAUCCGAGAGAGUAUUAAGAACGGCGAAGACUUUACAGACAUGCAAAAGUUCUAUCGUGACAAGUGUCGGGCAUGGUUGGAGAAGUCCAAGAAGAUUCCUGCUGCAAAGCCCGUGGAUGUGGAUGAAGAGGCACCCGUAGAUGAUAAGAUGGACGAAGAUGAAGAUAGUGAUGCUGAAAAGGAUAGCAAGAAGGAUGACUUCUUUGAAUAA
Molecule: messenger RNA, 714 nt
Organism: Phycomyces blakesleeanus NRRL 1555(-)
Lineage: Eukaryota; Fungi; Mucoromycota; Mucoromycetes; Mucorales; Phycomycetaceae
Exons: 4
Coding region: 1-714 (237 amino acids)
Biological process (GO): maturation of SSU-rRNA from tricistronic rRNA transcript (SSU-rRNA, 5.8S rRNA, LSU-rRNA)
Cellular component (GO): nucleolus; preribosome, small subunit precursor
Source: RefSeq, a predicted model, not a curated record